This is a messenger RNA of Salvia splendens (bonfire salvia), 738 nucleotides long. RefSeq names its product thiamine thiazole synthase 1, chloroplastic. Lineage: Eukaryota; Viridiplantae; Streptophyta; Magnoliopsida; Lamiales; Lamiaceae. The annotation marks the transcript as partial. The transcript has a single exon. The record is from RefSeq and is a predicted model, not a curated record.
AAUCCUCCGCCACCAUCUCCGCCGCCGCUUACAACCUCCCGCGAGAUGACCCGCCGCUACAUGACCGACAUGAUCACCUUCGCCGACACCGACGUCGUGGUCGUCGGCGCCGGCUCCGUCGGCCUCUCCUGCGCCUACGAGCUCAACAAGAACCCCAGCGUCAACGUCGCCAUCAUCGAACAAUCCGUCAGCCCCGGCGGCGGCGCGUGGCUCGGCGGCCAGCUCUUCUCCGCCAUGGUCGUCCGCAAGCCCGCCCACCGCUUCCUCGACGAGCUCCACAUCGCCUACGACGAGCAGGACGACUACGUGGUCAUCAAGCACCCCGCCCUCUUCACCUCCACCAUCAUGAGCAAGCUCCUCGUCCGCCCCAACGUCAAGCUCUUCAACGCCGUCGCCGCCGAGGACCUCAUCGUCAAGUCCGGCCGCGUCGCCGGAGUCGUCACGAACUGGACCCUCGUGUCGAUGAACCACGACACCCAGUCGUGUAUGGACCCCAACGUCAUGGGGGCCAAGGUCGUCGUGAGCUCGUGCGGCCACGACGGCCCCUUCGGCGCCACCGGCGUCAAGCGCCUCCGCAGCAUCGGGAUGAUCAACACCGUCCCCGGGAUGAAGUCCCUCGACAUGAACAUGGCCGAGGACCCCAUCGUGAGACACACCCGGGAGGUCGUCCCGGGGAUGAUCGUCACCGGGAUGAAGGUCGCCGAGAUCGAUGGUGCCCCCCAGAAUGGUAAAGAUUGA